AGUAAAAUGAGUAUGAUAUGCUACUGGAUUUUUGUUUUGGUAAUGGUUGGACUAAAAGGGUUUUAAGAUUCUUUUAAACCCUGACAUUCUGUGUUUCUAUGAUUUUGUGACCUUCCCUCCUUACCCUCGAAGCGCUCUUAACCAAACCGGAGUGAAAGUCUUUUCUCUUCCCCAAGUAUCAAAUGCUUCUUUCUCUCAGGUUUUGGCCUGUUAAUAACCGAAGAAGCUAAACAACACGAUAAGUCACCAGAGGGCGCCAAGUCCUUACGUACGAAGACUGGUGCUUGUAAGUUAAGAAGCUCGAUGGUAAAGGCAGUGCCCGCGUGGACUGCAUCCCGGGCAAAGCACAUCACUAGGCGAAGAUGAACUGAGCACCAUUCGACCAAGUCCUGCAACGCCUUCAGCCUCCACUAUCUAGCUUGGGAACUCUACUUCAUAAAGGAAGCCUGGAGUGCUGCGAAAAGCAUCCGGGCCCCCGGACAUGAAUGGUGAUUCAGAAGGAACGUGAAAAGUCCUGAUUCUUGGUUUAGGGUCUGGGUCAGCCUGAAGCUCAACCUGUGGGGUCCCAGAUGUGACUUACUUCCAGGGGGGAGAAGAGUUCCUUGGGUCAGAGUCUACCUGCUGGGUUUCUACCAACUUUCAAGGGAACCACCCACCCAGGAGCUGAGUGGUCAGCCUCGGACCAGCUCAGAGAGACUUGACAACCGAAAGCAGCCAAGGGCUAAGGAAACUGAAGUUAGCCAGCAAAGAACCCAGACCAGAACAUCAGACAUCUGUUCAGGAGAUCAUAUGGAGGAUGCUAAACACCAAACAAAGAAGCAUUUCUUGAUGUGGAUGUUAGGAAGUUAUAUUAGAAAUCAAAUGCCAUUUAAAUGUGACAGGUUUCAGUGAGAUUGAUGAGCUAGAGGAAUGGACACUAGAUUCCUAGAUUUACUUCUAUCCAUAAGAUAUUCACUUAACAAGCCCUCCUGUGUAGUGGGAAUCUCUCUGUGGAAGAGCCACAGGGAGGGAUACACAAGGGGCCAGCCAAAUUGUGAAAAGGCUCACACUGGAACUGGAAAAUGGAAAUCAGCAAAUUCUAAGAUGCCAAGGUAACUUUAUUAGCCCUCUUGUGGCACCUGGGUUCAAUUCCUAAUUCCAUGAUUUAUUAUCUGUGAACUUUGGACAAGUUACAUCUGGACCUGAGUUUCCUUAUUUUUAAAAUUAAGGGAUUGCAAUAAAUGAUCUUGAUGGUUCUUUGCAACUUAUUCGAGUUGGGUUGUAAAUUAUAAACACCUAUCCAAGAAUUUGCUGCCAAUUGUUAUUAGAAUAUAGGCAUCCAUGUAAUGUCAGUGUGAAGAAAUUGCAAGAGAAAUUCUGGAUCAGCUUGGUGAGUAAUUUACAAAUGACUGAUGGAUGAGUAACCCUUGCAAGGGGAAGGAACUGAGAACGCAUUGAAACAGACAAUAGAUUUUCCCCUUAAAGAGACAUAAUGCCCUUGAAUGACACAACUAUGGACAGAGGUGGGUUGGUAGUAGAAAGAGACUUCUCCUUCCGUAUCCUUACUGCUUGCUUCCUCUCACUGUUGAUCUUGUCUACACUGUUGGGAAACACAUUGGUGUGUGCAGCUGUCAUCAGGUUCCGCCAUCUAAGGUCCAAGGUGACCAAUUUCUUUGUCAUCUCCUUGGCUGUUUCUGACCUCUUAGUAGCUGUCUUGGUCAUGCCUUGGAAAGCUGUUGCAGAGAUUGCAGGUUUCUGGCCCUUUGGCUCCUUUUGCAAUAUCUGGGUGGCAUUUGAUAUCAUGUGUUCCACAGCCUCUAUUCUAAACCUCUGUGUCAUCAGUGUUGAUAGAUAUUGGGCUAUCUCCAGUCCCUUUCGCUAUGAGAGAAAGAUGACCCCCAAGGCAGCCUUCAUCUUGAUCAGUGUUGCCUGGACUUUGUCUGUGUUAAUUUCCUUCAUUCCAGUACAGCUGAAUUGGCACAAGGCCAGACCCAUGAGCUCACCAGAUGGGAAUGUUAGUUCUUCCCAAGGUGAGACAAUGGACAACUGUGACUCUAGCCUUAGCAGGACAUAUGCCAUCUCUUCUUCACUCAUUAGUUUUUACAUUCCAGUGGCCAUCAUGAUAGUCACAUACACAAGGAUCUACAGGAUUGCACAGAAGCAAAUACGACGAAUCUCAGCUUUGGAGAGAGCAGCCGUGCAUGCCAAGAACUGUCAGAACACCACAGGAAAUGGGACUAAUAUGGAGUGUUCCCAGCCAGAAAGUUCCUUCAAGAUGUCCUUCAAGAGAGAAACCAAAGUUUUAAAGACUCUGUCAGUGAUCAUGGGAGUGUUUGUAUGCUGCUGGCUACCUUUUUUCAUAUUGAACUGCAUGGUCCCCUUUUGUGAGUCUGAUUUGCCUUCUGGGGAAACAAAGCCCUUCUGUAUUGAUUCUAUUACUUUUGAUGUUUUUGUGUGGUUUGGAUGGGCAAAUUCCUCACUGAACCCCAUCAUUUAUGCCUUCAAUGCUGAUUUCCGCAAGGCAUUUUCGACUCUCCUAGGAUGCUACAGGCUCUGCCCCACUGCUAACAAUGCAAUAGAGACAGUUAGCAUCAACAAUAAUGGGGCUGUGUUUUCAAGCCAUCAUGAGCCCAGAGGGUCCAUUUCCAAGGAGUGUAAUCUGGUUUACCUGAUUCCACAAUCUGUUACCUCCCCACGAGACUCAAAGAAAGAAGAAGGUGGAGGAUCAAAACCAUUGGAGAAAACCUCUCCAGCUUUAUCUGUCAUUUUGGAUUAUGAAGUUGAUGUAUCUUUGGAAAAGAUUAACUCCAUCACACAGAAUGGACAACACAAGACCUGAAUUGUAAGAUGAAUCCUGCAAAAUAUGUUUGGUAAAAGAAAAACAAAAAACUUACAGAAUUACCUUUAGUUUGUUAUUUUUGAGAAAUUAAUUUAUGGUGUGGUUUUAUGCUUACAAAAGAACUGAUUGCUGCUUCUACUGAGAAUACAACUUUGUUUUAUAAUCCAGCCUAGUACAUUUUUGAUUUGUAAAAAUUUCUGUAUUGUUCAUACUGAAUGAAACAGAGACUGAAGUAAAGGUAUAAGGCAAGGAGCACCUCAUCAGUUCUAUAAUUAUUUGUAGAAACUACUUUCUAUUUUAGUGACUGAAAAUAGGGCAAGAAAUCAAGAAUUAACAGUAACACUUAAAAAAUAAAGAAAUCACCAUUCCCAGAAAGAAACAAAAGCAUUGUUUUCCAUGUAUAAAUAGGUGCUAAUAUGUUUCCAAUCAAGUUUUCAGAUUGUAAUAUUAGGUAAAUGCCUUUGUAAAUUAUUUCUGAAAAAAAUGAGCCUUAUAGCAAGAAUGAGUAUUUUUAAGUUUGGGAGAUGCUUUGUUAAUAUUGGUUUUAUUUAUUUAUUAUUUAAAAUGGCUAUUUAAAAAUAUGUUGUAACAAAUUUAUCUUUAUUUUAUUUAAAAGUAUUAUCUGAUGGGAGAUCUCUGAAACCUCAUAAUUAUAAUUUUUUUGAUCAUUUGACUGGUUAGCAAUUCAUUGUCAGUUGUUAAUGAAACUGUUAAAAAAAACACAUAGUUGGAGUAAACUUGAUUGUGUGUACAUCUCAAAAUCACAAAAAAAGCUAAGAGGUAACAAUGUUGAACUCUGACAUUUCUUCUGAAUUCAUCAGAGAUCAAUACAGGAUCAGAGCUGACAAAGAAAAAGAUGACAGUUCCUUUUUUUUUUUUAACAAGAAUUUAAAAACACAAUGGAUUGCUGCUAUUCUUUUCAUUAGUUUCCCAUUACAAAGAAGUCUUCUUAUGAAAACUGUCUGCAGCUCUGUAAAUAACUUUCCACUGGAAAAUCAACUUCAGAGGAAUCAUGCUUCCAAGUUGAGAUUUUAGCCCCUGGCAACCAGAAGCAUCAGACACUUUGUAUUUAUGUAAAUUAAUUGGCUUCUUAGUCUUUUCUUAUUUCUAGUGGUAGCUACCUUUUUUUUUUUUUUUUCUGGACAAAACCAAUGACUGAUGAUAAAAAUGCAUAGUGACUCUCAUAGGUCUAGCUACCUACUACUUGUGUAUUUACAGCAACAUCUAUAGGAACAGAGCAUACUGUGUGUCCUGCUUCUUUUCUAUGUUUAAAUUCCUUUAACAUAUAGGUUACUUUCCUGCUUUACUUUUCAACCAGGAAUGAAGUCAUUUUUCAGUUUUAUCCAUGUUUAUAGUCCAUUGAACAAACAGCAGUGCCUCAUUACCAUGUCAGAUUAAGAUAUUUCUGGAGGGAUUGGACAGGGAGCCCCAUUAUUUUUAGCUGUGUUGCCAGCAGCAAAAGGUCAAUGGGAUUUCUUAUGUUGCUACAAAUGCUUCCACUGUACUUUCAGUAAAGUUCCUGCUUCUUUAGUUCCCUCUGUGCCGUGAAGAGCAUCCUUUUUGCAGCAACAUCCAGGUGAAAGAGUAAUAUUGUGUGCUCCAAGAAAGGAACUUGAUUCAUAAAUGUUUGACUGCAUCUUCUCGUGAGGAACUGUUUAAUGGAAUACUGAGGGAGGGGGAAGGUAAACAUUUACUGACAGAAUACAUCCUGCAUCAGGUCUGUGUUAUAUAUGUAUUGUGAAUAUUUUCCUAAGGUUUUUUUUUUUUUUUGCUUGUAUGCUUUCAUAUGUAAAAUAAAAUUAUUUUGUGGACACAAA
Molecule: messenger RNA, 4635 nt
Organism: Antechinus flavipes (yellow-footed antechinus)
Lineage: Eukaryota; Metazoa; Chordata; Mammalia; Dasyuromorphia; Dasyuridae
Gene: DRD1
Product: dopamine receptor D1
Exons: 3
Coding region: 1472-2818 (448 amino acids)
Biological process (GO): G protein-coupled dopamine receptor signaling pathway; vasodilation; adenylate cyclase-activating adrenergic receptor signaling pathway
Cellular component (GO): plasma membrane
Molecular function (GO): G protein-coupled receptor activity; dopamine neurotransmitter receptor activity, coupled via Gs
Source: RefSeq, a predicted model, not a curated record